Messenger RNA from Bursaphelenchus xylophilus (pine wood nematode), 844 nucleotides. Lineage: Eukaryota; Metazoa; Nematoda; Chromadorea; Rhabditida; Aphelenchoididae. The record is from the annotation of a GenBank genome assembly.
AUGACCACCCAAAAGCCAGUCUGUACCGACAAGGAUCGUGUUCUCCUCCUGUGUUCUCGCGGAGUCAUGACCAGAACUCGCCAUUUGAUGAAAGACUUCAGAAAACUUCUCCCUCAUGUCAGAAAAGAAUCAAAAUUCGAGAAGAAGAGCAAGUUGUCGGAUCUGAACGAGAUGGCCGAGCUGGAUUCAUGCACAAGAUGCAUGUAUUUUGAGAACAGAAAGAAGAGAGAUGCUUAUCUCUGGCUGAGCGAUGUGAAUGGAGGAGCAUCGUGCAAGUUCUUGUUGAGGAAUAUCCACACUAUGCAUGAGAUGAAAAUGUCUGGAAAUUGCCUGAAGGGAUCGAGGCCAAUCCUCUCUUUCGACCCCAAGUUCGACUCAGAACCUCAUCUUCAGUUGAUCAAGGAACUGUUCAAACAUGUAAAAACAACCUAAACAGUAUCAUUAUUUGUUUUAGACAUUCAAAACGCCCCAAUACCUUCCAAAGAGCAAGCCUUUCAUAGAUCAUGUCUUCAACUUCAGUAUCUCAAAAGAUGGCCAUAUUUGGUUCAGAAACUUCCAGAUUGUUGGAAAAGGAGAAGAACUUCAAGAAAUUGGUAGGACUCGAUGGUGUUGAUGGUUUAUUUAUUUUUCAGGCCCAAGAAUGACUCUUGAAGUGAUCAAGAUCUUCGGAGGUUCCUUUGAAGGUCCGGUUCUCUAUGAGAACACUGAAUAUGUCAGCCCUAAUCUAAUCCGCAGAAGACUACGUCUACAGAGCACCCAAAAGGCUGCUAUCAGAGCAAGCAAGAAGAAGCAGAACGAUGAGGAAGCAAGGGAUCUGGAGGAAAUGGAAGAGGACAGCUCUUAG